AUGUCUACUUUUGGAUUGGAAAAUCAUGAGUGGUUAAAAGAUAUGUACGAUCUUCGAUUUGAUUGGAUUUCUUCUUAUUACCAUGGAGAGAAUUUGGCUGGUCUUAUGCGUACUACGUCUAGAUGUGAAAGCGAGAAUUACUUCUUUGGUCAGAUUUGCAAUCCAAGAUGUACACUUGUUGAAUUUUUCUCUCAUUUUGAGACUGCAAUGGAUAUUCAAAGGCAUGAGCAUAGGAAGAAUGAUCAUGAUACAAGUAAGCAAGAAGAUGGUUUAAGUAUAAGUUGUACUUGCAAACGGUUUGAACAAUUUGGUAUGUUGUGCCGGCAUAUAUUUUAUGUUCUACGGUAUGAUGAUAUAACUGAGUUUCCUAGAAGAUAUGUUCUUAGAAGAUGGAUGAGAGAUGUUGUUUCAAAUGGCUCAAUUCAUUGCAAUAUUCGGUUUGAUGAAAUUGGUAGGAAUAGUGAAAUUGAUGAAGUUUUUAGAGAAAUCGUUGUAGCAAAUGAAUAUGUGGUUAAUAGGGUUCAAUCCCAACAGUCGUGUUGUUACAGAGAUCAUAUUAAAGCUUAUAUUGAUAAAGCGGAUGAGGUUAUGGUUGCUGCGCCGCCUUCUAGUCGCAAAGAUAGGUUUGUUGAUAUUGGAGGGAACAUAGAAAAGUCGGAUGCUAUGAUUCGUGUACCGAUAAAAAUAAGGACAAAAGGAUGUGGUGUACAAAAAAGGAUUAAGUCUAAUCGUGAGAUUGCAAUUCAGAAAUCAUCAAAGAUCCAGAAAUCAUGCCGUGUUUCAGCUCUUUUUGUUAUUGCGGUUUUGUGA
This is a messenger RNA of Helianthus annuus (common sunflower), 810 nucleotides long. RefSeq lists its product as uncharacterized. Gene Ontology annotation, molecular function: zinc ion binding. The transcript is spliced from 4 exons. The coding region runs from base 1 to 810 and encodes 269 amino acids. The record is from RefSeq and is a predicted model, not a curated record. Gene Ontology annotation, biological process: regulation of DNA-templated transcription. NCBI's taxonomy places the organism in Eukaryota, Viridiplantae, Streptophyta, Magnoliopsida, Asterales, Asteraceae.